Hemisphaericaspora subhashii is the source of this 435-nucleotide messenger RNA. RefSeq lists its product as uncharacterized. Bases 1 to 435 code for a protein of 144 amino acids. Gene Ontology annotation, cellular component: mitochondrion. The transcript has a single exon. Lineage: Eukaryota; Fungi; Ascomycota; Pichiomycetes; Serinales; Debaryomycetaceae. Gene Ontology annotation, biological process: mitochondrial respiratory chain complex II assembly. The record is from RefSeq and is a predicted model, not a curated record.
AUGAUCACUCCAAUAAUAAAAAGAUCAAUCGUGACUAAAGUCUUCAUCCCAUCAACAGCAACAAGAUCAUUCCGUUUUUAUUCCAGUCUUCCCAAAUUCGGUACUGAUUAUCAACCAGGUCCACCAAAACUUCCAAAAGAUCAACAAGAAGAAUUUGAAAGAUUACAAAAUAUAGCUAAUUCCCAAAUAGCAAUCGAAGAAUAUAAUGAACAGAUAAAUACAACAGGUGCUUCUAGUAGUGAUGUUGAAACUCCAAUUAAACCUGCCCCUGCUUUGAAGUCAGAAACAGAUAUGGGGAAUUUUUCAUAUUUGAAACCUAUACCUGACUUUGAAGGGGAUGUGAACCCCAAGACUGGAGAAAGGGGGGGUCCUAAACAGGAUCCUUUGAAGCAUGCUGAUGAAUGGACUUAUAAUGGAAGAGUCAUUGAUUUUUAG